This is a messenger RNA of Alnus glutinosa, 2782 nucleotides long. RefSeq names its product cell division cycle protein 48 homolog. Lineage: Eukaryota; Viridiplantae; Streptophyta; Magnoliopsida; Fagales; Betulaceae. The transcript is spliced from 9 exons. Bases 132 to 2549 code for a protein of 805 amino acids. Gene Ontology annotation, molecular function: polyubiquitin modification-dependent protein binding; ATP hydrolysis activity; ATP binding. Gene Ontology annotation, cellular component: VCP-NPL4-UFD1 AAA ATPase complex; nucleus; cytosol. Gene Ontology annotation, biological process: autophagosome maturation; retrograde protein transport, ER to cytosol; mitotic spindle disassembly. The record is from RefSeq and is a predicted model, not a curated record.
ACAAGAAACGGAGCAGGACUCCGCCUCUUUAUUAUCUAUAAAUAUCCCAAACCCCACAUUCAGAUCCCCAUACACUACUACUUCCUUUCGUCUUCAGAUUUUGUUUUUCCUCUGCAACAGAACUCGAAACCAUGGCCAACCAGGCUGAAUCCUCCGAUUCUAAGGGAACGAAGAGGGAUUUCAGCACGGCGAUUCUGGAGCGCAAGAAGGCUCCGAAUCGGCUUGUUGUGGACGAGGCAAACAACGAUGACAACUCCGUUGUCGCGCUUCACCCCGACACCAUGGAGAAACUCCAGCUCUUCCGCGGAGACACGAUCUUGAUCAAGGGGAAGAAAAGGAAAGAUACUAUCUGCAUUGCUCUUGCUGAUGACACAUGUGAUGAACCAAAGAUAAGGAUGAACAAGGUUGUAAGAAGCAACCUAAGGGUUAGGCUUGGAGAUGUUGUUUCUGUGCACCAGUGCGCAGAUGUCAAAUACGGAAAGCGCGUGCACAUUCUCCCUGUGGAUGACACCAUUGAAGGGGUCACUGGGAACCUCUUUGAUGCAUACUUGAAACCUUAUUUCCUGGAGGCGUACCGUCCAGUGAGGAAGGGUGAUCUAUUCCUUGUGAGAGGGGGAAUGAGAAGUGUAGAGUUCAAGGUUAUUGAGACUGACCCUUCAGAGUACUGUGUGGUUGCCCCAGACACUGAGAUCUUUUGUGAGGGAGAACCUGUGAGAAGGGAGGAUGAGAAUAGAUUAGAUGAAGUUGGUUAUGAUGAUGUUGGCGGUGUUAGGAAACAGAUGGCUCAGAUUCGUGAAUUAGUGGAAUUGCCCCUGAGGCAUCCACAGCUAUUUAAAUCGAUAGGUGUCAAGCCACCAAAAGGAAUUCUGUUGUAUGGACCCCCUGGAUCUGGGAAGACCCUAAUUGCCCGGGCUGUUGCCAAUGAAACUGGUGCCUUCUUUUUCUGUAUCAACGGACCAGAGAUCAUGUCAAAAUUGGCUGGGGAAAGUGAGAGCAAUCUCAGGAAAGCAUUUGAGGAAGCAGAGAAGAAUGCACCAUCCAUCAUCUUUAUUGAUGAGAUUGAUUCAAUUGCUCCCAAGCGAGAGAAGACACAUGGAGAGGUUGAGAGGAGGAUUGUUUCCCAGCUCUUGACACUUAUGGAUGGAUUGAAAUCUCGUGCACAUGUUAUUGUCAUUGGGGCUACGAAUCGUCCCAACAGCAUUGACCCUGCUUUGAGAAGGUUUGGAAGAUUCGACAGGGAAAUAGAUAUUGGUGUUCCGGAUGAGGUUGGGCGUCUUGAGGUUCUCCGUAUUCAUACAAAGAACAUGAAGCUUGCUGAAGAUGUUGAUUUGGAAAGAAUUGCAAAGGACACACACGGUUAUGUUGGUGCUGAUUUAGCUGCUCUAUGUACUGAGGCUGCACUUCAAUGUAUCAGAGAGAAGAUGGAUGUGAUCGACUUGGAAGAUGAGACAAUAGAUGCAGAGAUACUUAAUUCAAUGGCAGUUACAAAUGAGCACUUCCAGACUGCCCUUGGAACUAGCAAUCCAUCUGCUCUACGUGAGACUGUUGUUGAAGUGCCCAAUUGUAGUUGGGAAGAUAUUGGAGGUCUUGAGAAUGUUAAGAGGGAACUUCAAGAGACUGUUCAAUACCCAGUGGAGCAUCCUGAGAAAUUUGAGAAGUUUGGAAUGUCGCCAUCGAAGGGUGUUCUUUUCUAUGGCCCUCCUGGAUGUGGAAAAACUCUCCUGGCCAAAGCUAUCGCUAAUGAAUGUCAGGCAAACUUCAUCAGUGUCAAGGGUCCUGAGUUGCUUACAAUGUGGUUUGGAGAGAGUGAAGCCAAUGUUCGUGAAAUAUUCGACAAGGCUCGCCAGUCUGCUCCUUGUGUCCUAUUCUUUGAUGAACUUGACUCAAUUGCUACUCAGAGAGGUAGCAGUGUUGGAGAUGCUGGGGGUGCUGCUGAUAGAGUUUUGAACCAACUCUUGACUGAAAUGGAUGGCAUGUCUGCAAAGAAAACUGUUUUCAUCAUUGGGGCCACCAACAGACCAGACAUUAUAGACCCUGCACUUCUGCGUCCAGGACGUCUUGAUCAGUUGAUCUACAUCCCUCUCCCUGACGAGGAUUCCCGCCACCAGAUAUUCAAGGCUUGCUUGAGGAAGUCUCCAGUCUCCAAAGAUGUUGAUCUCAGAGCCCUUGCCAAGUACACUCAAGGCUUUAGCGGUGCUGACAUUACAGAGAUAUGCCAACGCUCAUGCAAAUAUGCCAUAAGAGAGAACAUUGAGAAAGAUAUUGAGAGAGAAAGGAGGAGAAGGGACAAUCCUGAGGCAAUGGAGGAGGAUAUUGAUGAUGAUGUGGCAGAGAUCAAGGCAGCCCAUUUCGAGGAAUCGAUGAAGUAUGCUCGGAGAAGUGUGAGUGAUGCCGACAUCCGCAAAUACCAGGCAUUUGCUCAAACAUUGCAGCAGUCGAGAGGAUUUGGAACCGAGUUUAGGUUUGCUGAUAACCCUUCUGGGGCUGCUCCAUCUGAUCCUUUUGCACCUUCUGCUGGCCCGGCAGACGAAGAUGACCUUUACAGUUAGUUUUUUGUUUUUUUGUUUUUUUUUAUCAUGUGUGUUGGCCUUAUUUAUGUUUGAAUAUGUAUUUUGUAAGUCACUAUUAAUGUGGUGAAAGCUCUUAUUGAAUUUUGCCCUUGUCCAUUGAGGCCUUGGGUUUUGCCAGCGGAUGACCGACCCCCUCUGGCUACACUGAAAGUUUAAACAACAGUUUAUUAUUUUGAUGGUUAUAAUGGAUAAAUUCCAGACUUUACAAGUGA